GCCUCCAACGUCUUCAACGAUGUGAUGGAGCUGGACUCAGGAAACGGAAACAUCACCAUCCUGAAAGGCAUUGCUGGCCGCAGCAACAUCGGCUUACUGUCCCUCUUUGAGCAUUAUGACGUCUGCCAGGUGGGCUGUUACCUGAAGACCCCCCGGUUUCCAAUUUGGGUGGUGUGCAGUGAGAGCCACUUCAGCGUCCUCUUCUGCUUGCGGAAGGAUUUGCUGGGGGAUUGGAGGACGGAGCGGCGGUUCGACCUCUAUUAUUACGACGGUUUAGCCAAUCAGCAAGAGGAGAUCCGCCUAACCAUCGGUAGGAGAUAAAAAAAAAACCUUUCAAGAAAGAUGGACCAGGUCCAGGGAGUGUCGAACAUGUGACCAAUCUAGCCUUUCCUGUGUUCUUGGCAGGUCAUAAUCCAUAAUUUUCUUCCUCCUUAUCACUUACAGCAGUGGUUCCCAAACUUGGCAACUUUAAGACUUGUGGACUUCA
Thamnophis sirtalis is the source of this 487-nucleotide messenger RNA. The record is from RefSeq and is a predicted model, not a curated record. NCBI's taxonomy places the organism in Eukaryota, Metazoa, Chordata, Lepidosauria, Squamata, Natricidae.